Molecule: messenger RNA, 867 nt
Organism: Dovyalis caffra
Lineage: Eukaryota; Viridiplantae; Streptophyta; Magnoliopsida; Malpighiales; Salicaceae
Source: the annotation of a GenBank genome assembly
AUGAAAAAGGAAAAGGGGAAAAAAGGCAUUUCAAGGCAAAGGGGCAACUACCCACCAACACGUGAGUUGAAGCAAAACCCGGAAAGCCAUUCAUUCAUGCACCGAAUAAUUGAAAAAGGCUCCACAUUUCACAGAAGCGAGUGGAUUUUGUUUCCUAUGGUUGGCACUGGUAGUUCAAUGAAGAACAGUGUGGUUCAGUGUAAUGAGACAGUUAAAGUUGUUUUCUCAGUUAUUGGUCCUCGGAGUGUUCAUCUUACUGGUUACUAUCUUAGUGGCUGCAGCGGUCAACAUUUUCAUCUAGACGAUGAGACUUAUCCUUUUGUUGGUCUACUUCUAGAAUCCUAUGGAGAAGAUAUUGCAGAUACAGAGACAAAAAAGUCUGUAAAUGGUAGCGACGAAGAUGAAUGUGAGGAUAGUUUUAUUAAUGACGAUGUUGAUCUAGAGAUCAUGUCACCUUCCACUGUUUAUAGCGGCGAAGUUGAAGAGUUAUCUGAUAAGAAGAAACAUAAGAAUGGUAAGGGCAGCCACAAACGUCUUAGAAAAAAAUUCCAAUUUAGUGAAUCUAAAGAUGAAGAUAAAAUGCUUAUUUUCUUCCUCCACGAGAAAGAAUUUGUUGUAAACAGUAUGGUUUCAAAAAGAAACGAAAAAUAUGAGAAGGGAAAAGACGAAACAAGUGAAAAGAAGAAAUGCAUGCGGAGAGAGGUAGAGGCUGACAAAUUGAGCCUAGAUUUGCCUGUGACUAAAGAAGACCAGAAGACUACAGAUGAUAUGUGGGGAACUGUUAAUGGGAGAUGCUUUGGUCCUGCUGUCACGAUGAUAUGCAAAGGGGAUUCCCAUGCCGACAAAGGCAUGUGGAAUUUAAAGUAG